Morone saxatilis (striped sea-bass) is the source of this 1341-nucleotide messenger RNA. Its product is annotated as N-acylethanolamine-hydrolyzing acid amidase-like. The coding region runs from base 81 to 1136 and encodes 351 amino acids. Gene Ontology annotation, biological process: fatty acid metabolic process. Gene Ontology annotation, molecular function: fatty acid amide hydrolase activity. The transcript has 11 exons. Lineage: Eukaryota; Metazoa; Chordata; Actinopteri; Moronidae. The record is from RefSeq and is a predicted model, not a curated record. Gene Ontology annotation, cellular component: lysosome.
UUUGCGUGCCGCAGCCAGCCAGCGGUGUUCCGCCGUUCGCAGUCAGUGUCAGCCGACGGCUGUCUCGGAGAGGACGGGUCAUGAUGGUCCCGGCCGCGGUGCUGCUGCUCGGACUCGCGGUGUGCCGGGCAGAGUUCGCUCCCCCCACAGUGAAUAUCAGCCUGGAUGAAGAUCCACAAGUGCGGUGGGCUCCUCUACUGAAAGUGUUUGAUGUAGACUUCCUGAACAAAGCCGCCGCAGAGGUCAUUGACACCACAAUUCCAAAAUGGGUGCAUCAAGCAAUUACACCUAUUGUGAUGGCCUUGGAAAAGUAUGUUCCUCAGCCCUACGCUGGGGAGAUCCGUGGCAUGGCCUCACACUUGGGAGGAAGACUUUCAGAUGUCAUCCUUCUCAACUUUGCCUAUGAAGUAUCUGCAUUUUGCACUAGCAUCGUAGCUCAGGACAAAAAUGGGAACGUGUACCACGGCAGGAACCUUGAUUAUCCACAUUCUGUUCUGAGGAAUCUGACUGUCAACAUAGUUUUCCUCAAGAACGGAAAGGUGGCGUACCGUGGAACUUCAUUUGCUGGCUACGUUGGCCUGUGGACAGGACAGAGUCCUAACAAGUUUACUGUCUCUGGCGAUCAGCGAGGCAGUGAACACUGGUGGAACUGGUGGAAGAAUGUGGUGUCUGCUUUCCUCUAUCGGAGGUCUCCGGUGAGCUGGCUGGUCAGAGAGACGCUAGAGGAAGCGGAGAACUUUCAAGAUGCAGUGAUGCGCCUUUCCAAAAUCCCCAUCAUCACUGGAGUGUAUUAUAUUGUGGGAGGGGUGCGAGCAGGAGAAGGGGUGGUCAUCAGCAGAGACCGGACGGGCCCCGUUGAUAUCUGGCCACUGGAUCCCGUGAAUGGAGGAUGGUACAGGGUGGAGACGAACUAUGACCACUGGCUCCCUCCCCCAGCCAGGGAUCAUCGAAAAGAAGCAGCCGCCAAAGCACUAAAUGCUACUGGCCAAGAUCACAUCAACAUGGAGACACUUUAUCAGGUUUUGUCGCUGUAUCCAGUGUGUAAUGGAAUUACUGUUUACACGACAACAAUGAGUGCAGCUACCCCUGAGAAGUACAAUACACUUGUCAGGCCACAGGGCUGCCAACCGAACUGACCGGCAUUGAGCAGUCAACAAGUGUCCCUGUGUGUCUGAGUAUGUGGCGAUUGUAGAAUCAGUGAGUACGGAAGGGAAUUGGAAUCCAGCAUUUUGAGGGUGACAGUGCUGCCUCUAAUGAAAGAAAAUUUGUUGUGAUCAUUUUUGUCACCUCAUGUACCUGCAAUAUGAAUGUCAAGCUUAAUAAAAAUUUGGUUAUGAGUAA